Molecule: messenger RNA, 3965 nt
Organism: Hibiscus syriacus
Lineage: Eukaryota; Viridiplantae; Streptophyta; Magnoliopsida; Malvales; Malvaceae
Product: NPC intracellular cholesterol transporter 1-like
Cellular component (GO): membrane
Molecular function (GO): lipid carrier activity
Source: RefSeq, a predicted model, not a curated record
CUCCUUGUAUACUCCUCCCCUUUAGCAAUAACUCGGCCAAACGCCUCAGCUCUUUCUCUUUUUAUUAUACAUUUCUCUCUCCGUCAAACCAGCAAAGCUCAGCAAAAGUCUUUCUGCAGUAGAACAAAAUGGACUCCUCUCGCCGAAAAACAGUACUUCCUUUUGGAUUUAUUUUAUUCCUUUCCUUGUUUCAGGUUAUAUUAAUUAUACAAGUGGUCGUUGCACAGACGACAAAUGGUGAACUAAGGCAGAGACAUGCUGAAGGAUAUUGUGCAAUGUAUGACAUUUGUGGAGUGCGAAGUGAUGGAAAAGUAGUGAACUGUGCUUCCGGUUCUCCAGCAGUAAAGCCUGAUGAGUUACUUUCAUCAAAGAUUCAAAGUUUGUGCCCAACAAUCCCUGGAAAUGUUUGUUGUACGGAAGCUCAAUUUGAUACACUACGGAGUCAAGUCCAGCAAGCAAUUCCUUUCCUAGUAGGCUGUCCGGCAUGCUUGAGAAACUUUUUGAAUCUGUUCUGUGAGCUCUCAUGCUCUCCAAAUCAAAGUUUGUUCAUCAAUGUGACUUCUGUAUCCCAGGUCAAAAGUAACUUGUCUGUGGAUGGAAUUGACUUCUACGUAACUGAUGAUUUUGGUGAAGGAUUGUAUGAAUCUUGCAAGGAUGUCAAGUUUGGUACCAUGAAUUCUCGUGCUAUGGAAUUUAUUGGUGCUGGUGCUAAAAACUUUAAAGAGUGGUUUGCUUUUAUUGGUAGGCGAGCACCAAAUAACAUGCCAGGUUCACCAUAUGCCAUUCAAUUCCUGCUAUCUGUCCCAGAAUCAUCUGGGAUGAAACCUAUGAAUGUAUCCACUUAUCCAUGUAGAGAUGUUUCACUGGGCUGUUCUUGUGGUGAUUGCCCUUCAUCUCCUGUCUGUUCUAAUACAGCUAUAUCUACUUCCAUUAAUGGGGCUAAAUGUUCUGUUCGAAUUGGAUCUCUUAAGGCCAAAUGCGUCGAUUUAGCUUUUGCAAUCCUAUAUGUUGUAUUGGUUUCUAUGAUUUUCGGAUGGGGCUUGUUUAACCGGACAAGAAAAAGAAGACGGUCUUUUCGAAUGAAACCAUUUUUGGAUACAGCUGAUAGUGAAUCUCAUUCUAUUAAUAGGCAAAAAGCUGAGAACCUCCCCAUGCAGAGGCUAGAAGAUGCUAAUCUAAGUAUCACUGCAGUUCGACUUUCUGCUGUGCAAGGAUACAUGUCAAACUUUUACAGGAAAUAUGGACUAUGGGUUGCUAGACAUCCAACCCUUGUAUAGUUUGCAGUGGGAAUGGUUCUUCUACUUUGCUUGGGCCUGGUCCGUUUCAAGGUGGAAACACGACCAGAGAAGCUAUGGGUAGGACCUGGAAGUAAAGCUGCAGAAGAGAAGCGUUUUUUUGACAGCAACCUAGCUCCUUUUUACAGAAUUGAGCAGAUAAUAUUAGCUACAAUUCCAGAUCCCUUAUAUGGUAAAUCACCCAGCAUUGUGACUGAGGAAAACAUUAAGUUGUUAUUUGAAAUACAAAAGAAGAUUGAUGGAAUCCGGGGAAAUUAUUCUGGCUCAAUGAUAUCUUUGACAGAUAUUUGCAUGAAGCCGAUGGGGCAGGAUUGUGCUACACAAAGUGUUAUACAGUAUUUCAAAAUGGAUCCAAGUUAUGAUGCUGAUGAUCGAGUGGAACACGUGAACUAUUGUUUUCAGCAUUAUACCUCUGCAGAAUCAUGUAUGAGUGCUUUUAAAGCACCAGUAGAUCCUAGCACUGUAUUAGGAGGUUUCUCUGGGAGCAACUAUACCGAGGCUUCCACAUUUAUAGUAACUUAUCCGGUAAACAAUGCUGUUGACAAAGAAGGGAAUGAAACUCAAAAGGCAGUGGCUUGGGAAAAGGCCUUUGUUUGGUUAGCAAAGGAUGAGUUGUUGCCUAUGGUUCAAUCUAAAAAUUUGACAUUUUCGUUUUCCUUGGAAAGCUCCAUCGAGGAUGAGUUGAAAAGAGAAAGCACUGCAGAUGUCAUAACCAUAUUGAUAAGCUAUCUCGUGAUGUUUGCAUACAUAUCUCUGACCUUGGGUGAUACACCUCGAUUAACUUCUUUUUACAUUUCAUCUAAGGUAUUGCUUGGCCUUUCUGGCGUUGUGCUUGUCAUGCUCUCAGUUCUUGGAUCAGUAGAAUUUUUCAGUGCUAUUGGAGUAAAAUCUACCCUAAUCAUAAUGGAAGUUAUUUCCUUUCUUGUUCUUGCAGUUGGGGUGGACAACAUGUGCAUACUGGUGCAUGCUGUUAAGCGACAGCCUUUGGACUUACCUCUAGAAGGAAGGAUAAGCAAUGCACUCGUGGAAGUUGGGCCAUCCAUAACCCUUGCUAGUCUAUCUGAGGUUUUUGUGUUUGCAGUUGGAAGUUUCAUUCCUAUGCCAGCGUGCCGAGUGUUCUCCAUGUUUGCAGCACUUGCCGUUUUGUUGGACUUCCUCGUGCAGGUCACUGCUUUUGUUUCUCUGAUAGUUUUCGACUUUUUACGAGCUGAGGGAAGAAGGGUUGAUUGUUUUCCAUGUAUAAAAGCAGCAUCGGCAUAUGCUGAAUCUGAGAAAGGCAGUGGUACUGGUGGGAGAAAACCCGGGCUAUUGGCUCGAUAUAUGAAGGUACAUGCUCCCAUUCUCAGUCUUUGGGGAGUGAAAAUUAUAGUCAUUUCUGCGUUUGUUGCUUUUUCAUUGGCUAGCAUUGCAUUGUCCACCCGAAUCGAGCCUGGUUUGGAGCAAAAGAUUGUUCUUCCCCAAGACUCAUAUCUUCGCGGCUAUUUCAAUAAUGUUUCUGAGUAUCUCAGAAUUGGACCGCCGCUCUAUUUUGUCAUGAAGAACUAUAAUUAUAGUUCAGAAUCAAUAGAUACGAAUAAGUUGUGCUCUAUCAGCCAAUGUAACUCAGACUCUCUUUUAAAUGAGAUAGCUAGAGCAUCCUUGACACCAGAAUCAAGCUAUAUUGCUAAGCCAGCUGCUUCUUGGCUUGAUGAUUUUCUCGUAUGGUUAUCUCCGGAAGCAUUUGGUUGCUGUCGGAAAUUUACUAAUGGGAGUUAUUGUCCCCCUGACGAUCAGGUUAUGAUCCUAUUUUUCUUGGUACUUAUUGUUGGAUUUAAUGCAGCUCCUAUGAAUGCCGGAGGUUCUUCAUUUUCCAAUAAGGUAUACCAAAAUAUGUAUUCAAAUAGCUUGGACGGACUGCAUCUGAUGCCUCAUUUGCAUUUUGUUUGUGAAAAGAAAAUUGAUUAUGUUAACUCAAUGAGGGCUGCUCGACAAUUUGCUGCACGAGUUUCUGAUUCUUUAAAGAUGGAAAUCUUCCCAUAUUCUGUGUUUUAUAUGUUCUUUGAGCAAUACCUUGAUAUAUGGAAGACGGCUCUCAUCAACCUUGCAAUUGCGAUUGGUGCGGUAUUUUUUGUUUGUUUAGUUAUUACAUGCAGUUUGUGGACCUCAGCGAUCAUAAUGCUGGCGUUGGCAAUGAUUCUCAUUGAUCUUAUGGGUGUGAUGGCCAUUCUCGGAAUUCAACUCAAUGCGGUCUCUGUUGUUAAUCUUGUUAUGUCAGUUGGCAUUGCUGUUGAGUUCUGCGUGCAUAUAACACAUGCAUUUUCGGUAAGUAGCGGGAAUAGAAAUGAAAGGGUAAAGGAAGCUCUCGGUACAAUGGGAGCUUCUGUCUUCAGUGGAAUCACGUUGACAAAGCUAGUAGGGGUGCUGGUUCUUUGCUUCUCGAAGACGGAAGCUUUCGUGGUCUAUUAUUUCCAGAUGUACCUAGCAUUGGUCCUUCUAGGUUUCUUACAUGGGCUUGUGUUUUUUCCGGUGGUGUUGAGCAUGCUUGGUCCACCAUCGAGAUGUGUACAGGUUGAGAAGCAAGACGAACGGCCUUCGGUUUCAUCUCUGCCUUAGUGCGAUAACCUUUCACAACUCCUUUUGUAGAGAGUUUACAAUUCAAUUUCUGUCUGAUAUAGAAACUUAAUGUAUAAC